UGGAAGACAAGUCACCUAAUCGUCCCUUUUCGUAUUCUUCUCGAAUCUAUUACUGCAGCACAAGAGAAAGGAAAGUGAAAGUAAAAAAAAGAAAAAGAAAAUGGGGAUAUGGGACUUGAUUUCAUGGUCAACCGACUCAGUGAGGGGCCUUUGGCAGAGCUCUUGCGGUCAUGGUUCCACAGUGAUCACAAAGGGAAAGGAGGUAUCAGUUGAUGCACUGCAAAAGGUGAACCAUCAUGGUUCCGCAGCCAUCAGCAAGGGCAAGGAGAUGUCGUGUACUGCACUGGAAAAGAUGAACCAUCACCUGUCUGACCCUGAAACCCGGUCAAAGAUCUCAAGGGUAGCUACCGAUAUUGCCAAGAAUGCUACCGUUGAGGGCCUUAAAACCAUCCCUGGUGCAUAUCCAACAUACAAAAAUUGUAUCAAAGUCAUAAGUGAUGAUGAUCAGAAGUUCAAAAGUGAGAACAAGUCCAAGAAACAGGAAGAAGCUUUGAAGGCAUUGCAAGCUACAGUAAGCAAACUGGAGAAAGAAGUCGAUGUUCUGCGCGAGCAAGCAGCGAGACAAGCUGUAAAGACAAAGCCUCGAAACACAGUUCAAGCUUCUGAGAAACCAGAAGAUGAGAUGCAAUUCCAUUGGUUCAUCCUUGACCAUUUCUAGAGGAUGAAGGAAGAAUGUCAAGUAUGAUCUGUACUUCAUUGAUCAUUUUGUGUGAAAAUGUUCUUGUUUCCAACCUUUUUGUUCAAAUUACAAGAUAUGUUUUAUGCUGUAUGAACUAUGUCAAGGAUGACAAUGAUUGUGAAUGUAUCAUUCAAGUUUAGGCAAAAAAAGAGGAAGUGUUUCAAGUUCAGAGUUUAAUCUUAAAGGAUACAUUAAAAUAACUUUCACAGAUUCCUGUUCUUUUUUACCAAAUACUAUCACAUUCUUCAAUGUUUGAGUUGAGCUUUCUUUUCUAGAUCGCGUUAGCAAAGUCCAAACAAUCGUCACAAGUCAACUAAUUUCCCAAACUUGAAAAUUGACAGUUUCAAUCAAUGAAAUUUAAUAAAAUUCACCCCAUUGUGCAUAUAAUAAAAGGCAUUUCACUUCUAAGAACUGUUCGACUGCAUUAAUCUGCUAGAAAUUUUAGCAUUUUGCAGCAUAAUAUGUUUGUUUUUACUGUGAUAUUUUCAUGACUAGUUUCCCUCUUCGAGGUCGCGCAAAAUUUGCUGAAUGCCAGCUCUUGUGGGUGCUUGCUUGAGCAGAUAGAGUAAAAUUGCAUGAACCAGUAUGUUACAACCUAUGCUUGGGCUCUUCCUUUUUAAUGACCCGUAUGUUUAAGUAAUAGAUCUUCCAAGGACCUCUAAAUACAUGGAAAUCUUCGAAAAAGUAAAAGCAUCUGUAUCCAACACUCACCCGAAUAGCAUAAGUUCCAAAUGCUUUUGACUGCUGAAGGUAUGGUUUCAUUUUUGUUAAGAAGCAUGAUGAUUAUCCACCAACAGUUUCCAAACCUAAUUGAUCCUUUUGGUUUCUCUAGUUGCAAUUCAUGUAUCUUGCAUCUGAUACUUUGCCUCAAUGAAUUCUAAUGUGCUACAUUCUUAGCUUUUCUUGCAAAAGAAGAAAAGCUUUUAGCAGGAAUCUUCAUAUAUCUUUGCACUUCUCUCAUUUCGACUUGUUUUUGUUUCCUGGUGUUUUCCUCUGCAAACAAUUUGAAGCAUUAGCCAGAGGUAACAGGUACUUACAAUUCUUCUAAAAUUUUGCUUAUAGAUCUACGCUAGGAAAAGAAAUGAACAUAUUCGUUUAAGGCACUAAUACUAUGUUAUCAGUAUCUUUACAACUGCUUUUAGUAGCAUAUGUGAAGAUGUCUAUUUCAUGAGAACCUGGACUCGAAGGCGAUUAUGUUUUAACUUCUUUUUCCAAGUGGUUUUUUUUUCUUUUUAUGUAUUUGAAGAAUCAUGUCUAUGUCAAAUAUUUGUUGAACGUAAUUCCGAUACAGGUACUUUAAAGAAAACGAAAUGUUUGGGUAAUAUAACUUGGUUAUCCUCUUUCUCCAGUCAAAUGAAAAUGUAAUUGCAAUAUUUUUAUUCAAUGAUAUGCUAGACUUGGAAUGAAAUUCGAUUAGAAUGCCACAGCAUUUAACUACUACUACAGCAAUUAGUAAGGAUUUCUUUUCUAUUCUUUUCUUUUCAGCAAUUUAUAUUAUACGUGUAUGUAUAUAUGCAUGUUUGUAUAUACUAUGUUGCUUCAGUUUUUCAUUUAUCUUGAAGUACCAAUCUCCGACAUUCAUCUUCGAUGCAUGUCAAGAUAUGAGUAUAACCCUCCAAGUACCAUCCAAAUACAUGAAAAGAUAAUUUAGAAAUAAGUGAACAUAGACCUAUUCGCGUAUCUGACACUCACACCUGUAUAGAGGAAUGUAUGCAUUGGUGCAGAAAGAUAUGAAUGUAACGCUUGUCUGUUCAUUAUCAAAAUCUUUUAAAUAUAAUUAUCUAUGUAUGUUCAACUUAGAGCCAUAUUCAUAAACUUUGAAUAUUAAGGAAAAACCUAGCAUAGAUUUGGUUAAUUUUAGUACAUUUUCGAUCUUUUUAGUUUUGAAAAGCUACUUUCUGAGCUACGAUUUACUUUCUGUUGGAUUCAGGUAUUUACCAGAUACUUGCCAAUGGCUUCUUCGUUCAAUUUCGUUAUUGGAAGUGCAAAGUUUAUAUUUGCCCCCAUUGAAAGAUGUUUGAACUGUAAAAGAAAUUUUGAUGAAAAUAUGAAGGUUCUGCAAAAACUGUUGAAAGAGCUGAACACCGUUAAGGAAGUUAUUGAACUAAGACUAAGUGCAGAGAUUCAUGGUGGGACAAUGCAAACAGAAGAAGUGAAGAACUGGUUGGAUGAUGUUCAGAGGAUCAAAACCGAAAUCGAAAUCAUCGAACGUAAGGCCAAAGAAAAGAAGUUCCUUUCACGGGUGUUUCUUGGAAAAAUGGUUGAGGAAAAGGUCGUCGAACUCAAGGCAUUUCUAAGGAAAGGCAAAGCAUUUCUUGGCAUGGUUAAGUCCUUCAAGUACAUAAUUGUUGGUGGGGGAGUUGCAGCUGGGUAUGCAGCUAGGGAGUUUGAUAGGCAAGGCCUUAAACCAGGGCAGUUGGCGAUUAUUUCGAAAGAGGCAGUGGCGCCUUAUGAACGUCCUACUUUGAGCAAGGGAUAUCUGAAUCCGAAUCCAAAGGCUGCUGCUAGACUGCCUGAAUUCCAUGUCUGUGUUGGAAGUGGAGGUGACAGAUUACUUCCUGAUUGGUACAAAGAAAAAGGAAUCCAAUUGAUCCUUGGAACCGAAAUAGUCAAAGUAAAUCUUGCUUUGAAGACUCUCGUAAGUGCUGCUGGAGAAAUCUUUAAGUUUCAGACAUUGAUAAUUGCAACAGGCUCCACUGUAAUAAGGUUGACAGAUUUCCAGGUAGAAGGAGCUGAUGCCAAGAACAUCUUCUAUCUGAGAGAACUCGAAGAUGCUGAUAAGCUUGUUGAAUCUAUUAAAAUGAAGAAAUAUGGAAAAGCUGUUAUUAUUGGAGGAGGAUACAUCGGUCUUGAAGUUGCAGCAGCCAUGAGCAUCAACGAUUUUGAUGUCACCAUGGUUUACCCCGACCCUUGGUGCAUGCCUAGGCUUUUCACCCCAACCAUGGCUGCAUUCUAUGAAAGUUACUAUGAAAAUAAAGGGAUCAAAAUCAUCAAAGGAACAGUGUCAGUUGGCUUCAAUGCUAAUGCAAAUGGGGAAGUUAAGGGAGUGAAACUCAAGGAUGGCAGGGUGCUUGAAGCCGACAUUGUUGUUGUCGGUGUUGGGGCAAGACCGCUGACAGCAUUAUUCAAAGGACAGCUUGAAGAAGACAAAGGUGGAAUUAAAACCGAUGGAUUCUUCAAAACAAGCAUGCCUGGCGUAUAUGCAGUAGGAGACGUGGCCACUUUCCCUAUUAAAUUAUACAAUGAAAUGAGGAGAGUCGAACAUGUUGACCAUGCCCGGAAAUCAGCCGAGCACGCUGUGAAGGCUAUCAAAGCAAAUGAAACAGGUAAAGAACUUGAAGAAUAUGAUUAUCUUCCAUACUUCUACUCUCGAACCUUCGAACUUUCAUGGCAGUUCUAUGGAGACAAUGUUGGCGAAACUUUGUUUUUCAGAGACGACAAUCCAUUAUCACCGAAGCCAAAAUUUGGGUCUUACUGGAUCAAAGAUGGAAAGAUUGUUGGAGCUUUCCUUGAAGGUGGGACACCUGAAGAAAACAAGGCUAUUGCAAAAGUUUCAAGACUCAAUCCUCCAGUUGAGAACUUAGAUCAACUUAAAAAGGAAGGGCUUUCAUUUGCCAGCAAGUUUUAAAAUGUUUAUGAAUCACUUUAAUGGGACAAAAUUCAAAGAUCGUCAUUGUAAUUUGACCUAUAUACAGUUCAUGGCUUGUAUUUACAUUUGCUUGUUUAAUAUUUGAAUGUCAUUGAUUGAUUGCUUCAA
Gossypium raimondii (Peruvian cotton) is the source of this 4436-nucleotide messenger RNA. Its product is annotated as monodehydroascorbate reductase, seedling isozyme. Bases 2631 to 4307 code for a protein of 558 amino acids. Gene Ontology annotation, cellular component: cytoplasm. Lineage: Eukaryota; Viridiplantae; Streptophyta; Magnoliopsida; Malvales; Malvaceae. The record is from RefSeq and is a predicted model, not a curated record. Gene Ontology annotation, molecular function: flavin adenine dinucleotide binding; oxidoreductase activity, acting on NAD(P)H. The transcript has 2 exons.